GGACCCUUUGUUCGUAUUUGCCGUCGGCUUUUACCUCAUUAAUCGAUUAAAAAAUUGAGCACAACAUCGCGGCGUACGCGCGUGUCCCUACUAUAACGCAAUUAAUCUCAUCACCGUGUCUUAUAAGGCAUCCACGUUUUUGCAAGCUAAGUUUUAUCUCUAUCAGAUCUACGAAAUUGUGAUCACCGAUCGAUUAAGAUUUUAUGUUUACUACUACACGCAUGUUUGACGCGAAGCGUUCUCGUGUAAGCGAAGUCCCGUUCAAAAGUGAAUGCAGUCGCGAAACUCGGCUAACAAACUUCCCCUCCACAUUCUAACAUGCUACGCCAAUGACUAUCAAUGACGAUCACUUGUACGUUUCGCUACACGAUACGUAUAUGCGAGUACACACACCGCUAGCUCGGUUAGUCGUCGUCCGCCCGCGACUUGAAGCACCUGACCACGCUGAGCGUAUUCCUCCUCUUUUCUAUUUUUCCCUUCCCUUCUUAUUCUUCUAUUUCUUUGCGAACUACUCGCGACCAAGACGACUAUCAUCCUCGUUAGAAACGUGCUCGUAGUAGACGAGACCGAACGGGCGCCGGCGAAUCGAUCAGUGCGCGUCCUGUUCGCUCCAAGUCAUGGGACUGCACGAGGUGGUGAUCGCGGGUCUAUCCGUAAUUGUCGGCGCCUAUCUGCUAACAGGAAACCGCCGACGCUUCGUUUACUUGCUCUACAAGACAUUGCCCAGAGACGUGUUGGGUGCCUACAGGUUCGUCCGUGUUAAUGUUCUGCUAUGGUGGUGGGAAACACGAGGGUUCACGGUGGCAAAGAUAUUUACGAGGCACGCCACCACUAAUCCUGAUAAAAUUGCUUUCAUCUUCGAGGACAAAGAAUGGACGUAUCGAAAGCUAGAAGAAUACAGCAAUCAACUGGGACGUUAUUUUCGCAAGAAAUCCUUAUCUCGCGGGGAUAGCGUUGGUUUGAUCAUGGAAAGUCGACCAGAAUACGUGGGAACGUGGUUGGGUCUUAGCAAAGCUGGCUUUGUCGGUGCACUUUUGAACACGAACCUUUGUGGAGAUGUUUUAGUGCACAGCAUCAAGGCAGCCAAUUGUAAGGCUGUUAUUUUUGGAUCGGAGUUCAAAGAAGUGAUUCGUGAAAUUAGGGAGAAAAUUCCAGAGGUGGCUUUGUACCAGUGGUCGGAUCUGUCAGACACCCCUUGUCUCGAAGGAGCGAUCGAUCUGAAAACGGAAAUCACCAGCAUCGAUCCGAGCCCUCUCGUGUACGACCUUGCUCGAGGUACUCCCCGGGAUAAAUUGAUUUACAUUUACACCUCGGGUACCACUGGGAUGCCGAAGGCUGCUGUUAUCACUAAUUUAAGGUAUAUGUUAAUGUCUUGUGGCGUGAACUCGAUGCUCAGUUUACGAUCAACCGAUAGGAUUUACAAUUCUUUGCCGCUUUAUCACACAGCUGGUGGGCUGAUCGGAGUGGGUCAAACAUUGUUGAAGGGUAUCACCGUCGUUCUUCGUAGACGAUUUAGUGCUUCAAAGUUCUGGCCAGAUUGCGUCCAUUACGAAUGCACAGUCGCACAGUAUAUCGGAGAAAUCUGUAGAUAUCUGCUCACCGUACCUCCAGGUCCCUGUGAUACCACGCACAAGGUUCGACUGAUGUUUGGAAACGGCCUUAGGCCCCAAAUUUGGAAACCUUUUAUAGAAAGAUUCGGCGUGAAGCAAGUCGGCGAAUUUUAUGGCGCCACUGAAGGAAACUCGAAUCUUGUGAAUAUUGAUAACAAGAUUGGAGCAGUAGGAUUUGUUCCACUGUUUGCUGGUUCAUUGUACCCUGUAGCAUUAUUAAGGGUUGAUGAGGAGACUGGAGAACCAUUAAGGGGACCAGAUGGUCUCUGCAUACGUUGUAAACCUGGAGAAUCAGGUAUCUUUGUAGGUAAAAUCAAUCCAAAGAGGGUACUCAAUGACUUUUCCGGAUAUGCAGAUACAAAAGCUUCUGAACAAAAGAUUCUUCGCGAUGUGUUCAAGAAGGAUGAUCGUGCUUUUAAUUCUGGUGAUAUUUUGGUCAUGGACGAGAUGGGGUACUUUUAUUUCAAGGACAGGACUGGUGACACCUUCAGGUGGCAUGGAGAAAACGUAGCAACUUCAGAAGUCGAAGGUGUAGUUAGCAAUGUGAUUGGUCUGAAAGACGCAGUCGUUUAUGGGGUCGAGGUACCUGGAGCCGAAGGUAAGGCUGGAAUGGCAGCUAUUUACGACCCAGAUUAUAGUCUGAACAUCAAAGAAAUGGCAGAAGGUGUGAAAAAGGCUCUGCCAUCAUACGCCAGGCCUCUUUUCGUUCGAGUUUUAUCAGAACUACCGAUGACUGGCACGUUUAAGUUGAAGAAGAAAGAUCUUCAACGCGAUGGUUUCAAUAUCAACAAGAUCACUGAUCCGGUUUACUUCUUGGAUCGUUCUGGAGAGUACGUGAAACUUACGGAACAAAUUUACAACACUAUCCUCGAAGGGAAGGCUAAGUUGUAAAGACUGCUACCUGAGUAUUUUAAACAAGAAGCCUCGACGAAAGUAUGAUUCCGAAAACUGUUGUAAAAUUUCUAUUUAUUGACGAAAGAAAAUAGUGAAUUCGACCGGACUGCUUUUAAUCUUUUGUAAAAGUGUUCGCAUGUUUCCCGAAUCUCGAAGCUUUCACGAGGAACCAUGCAUUUAUAGAUAUUUUUACACGAUCCUUGAUACUCAUUUGAUUAGAGUAUAGAUUUAGCCAACGUAUUUUUUGUUUUUUCUUACAAAUCUUCGCAAGAAACGUUCGAGUCUCAAAAGGAAAUUGAAACGUCAAAUUUGUAACUCUAUCGUAGGUUUAUUUUAUAUGAUAUUAUAUAGAACAUCAGAAUUCUUAGAGAUCAAGACUUUGGUAAAUUAUUUUGUAAGAAGGAAGACGACGACGGUGCGCGCGAACGAACGACCUCGACCCUGUAAUGUAACGUUUGCGUAUGUAAAACGAAAUGACAUGUCAUAGUUUAAUAAAUCGUUCUCGUUAAGAGAAAAAGAAA
Molecule: messenger RNA, 3025 nt
Organism: Osmia lignaria (orchard mason bee)
Lineage: Eukaryota; Metazoa; Arthropoda; Insecta; Hymenoptera; Megachilidae
Gene: Fatp3
Product: Fatty acid transport protein 3
Biological process (GO): long-chain fatty acid import into cell; long-chain fatty acid metabolic process
Cellular component (GO): endoplasmic reticulum membrane; plasma membrane
Molecular function (GO): long-chain fatty acid-CoA ligase activity; long-chain fatty acid transmembrane transporter activity
Source: RefSeq, a predicted model, not a curated record